AUGGCAAAAGCUUCCCAUGCAUUGCAAAAAGUUGCUGUCGUCCAGCAUCGUGCCGGAGCCCAUAUCCUGAAAGAUCGAUUACCUGAGGGAAACAUGGAAUCUUUGGCAACAAACAUUCGUCUCGCAACACCGAACUGCUGGUCGCUGUCAAGUGAACUCCAACAAGCCGCUCUAUCCAGACUACUGCGAUAUCCGCAUUCACCGUUUGCUGACAUUGAGGAAGCACACAUCAGGGAUUACUUUCUCAUCAGUAUAGACAAUUACACCAUCUAUCGCGGCGAUGCUGAUGAAAGGAAAGUAAGAAGCUGCGCAAUAGCUGUGAGGAACAAUUACAACGACCUGGUAGAGGAGUUUCGAUCAACGUCGCCAUUAUGCGCCUUUGCGCGAUUGCGAUUGUUGAUAUCCAAGAUACAAAGCCAGCAGGCCGUAUUUGUUGGAAUUGAUGCGAAUGUAAAGAUGGGGCUUGAACAACAGUCCGAUGCGCUUGGAAAAUGGCUCUAUCUCAUGGAGCAAACAUCGGACAAUGGAAAUUGUCUGAUAAACACUUGCGAGCAGACGAAUCUCAUCAUUGCAUCUACGUUUAAGAGGAAUCAUCAACGCCAUCACGUUACGUGGCACUAA
Necator americanus (New World hookworm) is the source of this 621-nucleotide messenger RNA. RefSeq lists its product as uncharacterized. The record is from RefSeq and is a predicted model, not a curated record. The transcript has a single exon. Bases 1 to 621 code for a protein of 206 amino acids. NCBI's taxonomy places the organism in Eukaryota, Metazoa, Nematoda, Chromadorea, Rhabditida, Ancylostomatidae.